This is a messenger RNA of Mauremys mutica (yellowpond turtle), 2165 nucleotides long. RefSeq lists its product as uncharacterized. The record is from RefSeq and is a predicted model, not a curated record. Lineage: Eukaryota; Metazoa; Chordata; Testudines; Geoemydidae. The transcript is spliced from 6 exons. The coding region runs from base 1 to 978 and encodes 325 amino acids.
AUGUACGUAUCAGAGGGGCAAAGCUUCCUCAUAAAGAACAUCCGGCUGGAAAAGUGCCUGCAGGUCGCCCACCAGGAUAGCGACCAGAUCAGCCUGGCUGAUUGCAAGCUGCGUGCCCAGCCGCAGCAAUGGAGGUGGGACCCCAGAACAAAGUCCAUCGUCAGCCUUAAAACCAAACAGUGCCUGACCAUCCAGAAGCCGCAGGAGUUCGCAUCAGCCUACCUGGAGCCAUGUGGGGACAGGGAGCGCCAGACGUGGGCUUGCAGCAAGAAGGGACACUUGACCUUGCACGGCCUGGGCUUGCAUCUCAACACGAAGCCAGGCCACGGGGUCUUUGUGUCCCGGGAGAAAGACAAGUUCAGCAAGUGGAAGACCCUGUCAGAUGAAACCGUCUGUGCUGUCAGCCCCACAGUGGCUACCAGGCUUGGUGACCCGAUGCAGGAAGCUGUAGCUGCAUUGGUGGGGGUUCACAAAACUAAAACCAUCAGUUCCUCUGCAAAGAUCCACACCAGCUCCAGGGGCUCUCUGAUGGAGUUGCCUGCCUCCACGUUGGCUGAGUUUAACAGCACAGUUCCUCCACCACGGAGCGACCGGAUGCUUCUAGCAAUGAAGGAGGAAGUGCCUGGCCAAUUUAAAAAUCAAUCUGGACUCCGAGGGAAAGGUGCUGGGGCCAGGCCUACAGCCACCAAGUGGAAGACAGCCAUGCUAGUCCUCAGCCCCUUCGCAUUUAUACUGGGCCUGAUUAUACUGACACUGAAUGUUCGUUACAACAAGAAGAAGAAGCUCUCUGCUCUGAAGAGCUACCCAGAGAGCUGCAGCAGAGCUGCCUUACAGGAGCAGUCUCCAUUAACGGUGACUGCAGGCAGCUGGCAAAGCAGCACUCCAGCCUCUCAUUCCCCUUCCUUGCAGCACGGGGAAAUACUGAUUGAGUGGAAGGAUGGCACUGUCACUCCCCUUUUUGAUAACGCUAACUUUUAGAUGGGCUACCUCACAACUAACUGAGCCCAUUGCUUCUAUACAAUAGUGCCCUCUGAUAAAAUACUCCCACUGGGAACAAUCUGUUCUUAGUGAAUUUUCUUCAGUAGCGUAAUGGUUUUGAUAGAAACCAGCAAACACUGUUUAACACUUGAGAACAAUCACAUGAUGCAGCACAAAGUUAUAGCAAACAGGGCAGAUUGUGUUCUGUUUGUUGAGGUGCACACAGGGCCGGCUCAAACUUUUUGCCGCCCCAAGCAAAAAAAAAAAGCACCGCCCCGCCGUAACACCCCCCGCUAGCACUGCUGAACGCCCCCCCGAGCACCACGCCGCCCAAGCCCCCCGUCCCCCCGAGCGCCGCGCCACCCAAGUCCCCGCCCCCCCGAAACAAAAAACAAACAAAAACACCCCUCCAGCGCCACCAGGCCAAACCAAAAAAACAACACCCGAGUGCCACCCCGCCCUGCCCCAAGCACGUGCUUGGUCGGCUGGUGUCUCGAGUCGGCCCUGGGUGCACAGUGCUUAAACUUUCUCAAGGGUUCUGAUUUAUUCUGUAUGGAGACCCAUAUGUAAUCACAGAGUGCCUGGCUGGUUCCUAAUGUUCCUUGCCUUUUGCUUUCCUUUGGAUUCUAGCACCACUGAUCACACUAGAAAUGUUUAUUCCUCCAAGUCAAAUGGAAAGGUGAAUACACAAAUCCUGGUAGGGUUUGAUUUGACUUCAAAGUGGAAAACUGGAUCCCCGAGCCAGCUACGCACUCAAAAAACCACUCAGUGGCUUUGGCCAUAAGAGAAUUUGUGACUUAUCAGCUCUGCCUUCAGCAGCCAAAAACAAAAUGACCAUCCCUGACAUUCUCCAGCCAUUUGCUGAAGUUUCCCUCCCUAAAAUAUUAAGGAAGAACAGUUUCUUUUCUCUAAAUAAACGACAUUACACGCCACCUUUCCAUCCUGACCCAUUGCGAACCAGCUGAUGGCAGAGCAGCUGACUCACCAAGAGUUUUAUAUUCCUGGUACACAACACUAAUUUACAAUUCUACAGCACUUCUCAUCCCUACAAACCACAAAGUACUUAAUGAAUGCUACAUAUGGAGUGCCAUUAAAAUGCAGCUAUCAACCAUGGCUUCAACUAAUACAGCACUUUUUGUUUUGCCAAUGGCUGUUCACGACUGUUGACUGGGUAGAAUGGGUUACUU